CAGUCGCCGCUGGAAGGUGGAUUCUCGCCGACCACGUCAUUUCUGCCUCAUUCCACUAUCGCCUGACGUGAGCGUUAGCUGCCGUGCGCCUCGCAUCGUAGCUCACGAGAGCAAGGUCGCGUGUCCGAACCACUGUCUGUAGCCAUGGCAAGAGGUUCCGUGUCCAGUUUGGGAAGACUCAGACUGCUUCUAGCUUCCGCUAGACCGUCCGAUCAAGUCCAGCGAUUCUCGACCGUCCAUCCGAGCGCUUCGCAUCUCGCAUCCGCCCACGCCGUUUCGCCAGCAGCCUCCACCUCUGCAGAUCUACCUCCCCCACAUGUACCUCGCGAUCCGCCUUCCACCCGCGCUCCAUAUUCCCCUGUCACUCCGCCACUUGAAACCGUCAGGACCAGAUUCGUCAGUAUCGAACCCAUUAGUACAGGAUCCGUUAACACCAGAUCCGUUACUACCAACACUGCAUUCGCUGGUACACUUGCCGGACACGCACUUUCUAUCGCUCCCAGAUCCGCGAUCGCCAUUUCGUCUCUGGUGACGUCAUCCCCGUCAUCGUCGCUAACGUCACCGUCGCUCGCGUCGUCGCCAUCGUCGCUCUCGUCGCUUUCGUCGCCAUUGUCGCCGUCAGGGUCCAGCCGCGGCUGGCUGCUGGCUGCCGGCGCGUCGUUCUCAUUGGUCGCCGCGUUUUCCGGGACGGCAACUGCAGUGGCGAAGGAGCGGCCCGAGGUGCCUCUGGGUCGCGACGCGGAGGUGGUGCUCUACCAAUACGAAGCGUGCCCCUUCUGCAAUAAGGUCAAAGCCUUCCUGGACUACUACGACCUCCCCUACCGCGUGCCUUCCUGGACUACUACGACCUCCCCUACCGCGUGGUGGAGGUGAACCCGGUGGGCAAGAAGGAGCUCAAGUGGUCGGAGUACAAGAAGGUCCCCGUGCUCAUGGUCAAUGGCGAGCCGCUCGUCGACUCAUCAGCGAUUAUAUCCGAGCUGCACCGGCGUCUGAACCCCUCCAAGGCCACCAACAUCCCUCCUGCCGCCCCUGCCCCUGCGGCUGCGGCGCCUGCCGCCCCUGGGGCCUAUGCCAGCAGCAUCGGCAGCACCACUAACAGCAGCAGCAGCAGCAGCACGAGUGGAAGCAGUGGCAGUGGGGGCAGCAGCAGCGGCGGCAUGGCGGCAAGUGUGGGGCAUGUGGGGGAGAGGGGCGUGGCGGAGGGGCAGGCGGAGGGGGAGCUGGACGAGGAGACCAGAUGGCGCAGGUGGGUGGACGGCCACUUGGUGCAUCUGUUAUCGCCCAAUAUCUACCGCUCGCCCUCGGAGGCUCUGGAAGCGUUUGACUACAUUGCGACCAACGGCAACUUCACGGCGUGGGAGCGCACUAUGGCACGGUACUUUGGCGCGGGUGCCAUGUAUGUGAUCGGCAAGAAGCUGAAGAAGAAGCACGGCAUUGCGGACGAGCGCAAGGACCUUUAUAAGGCGGCUGACGAGUGGGUGGCGGCUCUUGGAGAGAGGAAGUUCCUGGGAGGAGACACCCCGAACCUUGCUGACCUGGCGGUGUUUGGCGUGCUGCGGCCAAUCAGGCACCUGACAGCUGGCAGGGACAUGGUGGCAAACUCGACCAUAGGGCCGUGGUACGAGCGCAUGGAGGAAGCGGUGGGGGCCUCGGCUAGAAUCACUGAGGCCGAUGGUGCUACUUCUGCUGGUGCUGCGGGCGAUGGUGCUGCUGGGAAGUAGGAUGUGAAGGCAGUGUGGCACGAGCACAUGGAGGAAGCAGUGGGAGCCUCAGCCAGAAUCAGCGGCGAUACUGCUGCCGCUGCUGCUGCUGGCGGUGGUGGUGCUGGGGAGAAGUAAGGCGGCGCCUCAAAACAGGGCUCGAAACGAGACAUGCUGGCGAACUUGGCCACAGGGCUGUGGCACCAACGAGCGCAUGGGAGAAUUCUAGCACAGGAGGCUGUGGUACGACGACCAGAUUUAGGGUGGGGGCUUUGACUAGGAUGGUAGUAGGUCUCAGAAAGAUCAGCCGCUAACCACUGUGCUGAAGGGGCUUGUUAAAGCGAACGUAUGCACUA
This is a messenger RNA of Closterium sp. NIES-67, 2056 nucleotides long. The record is from the annotation of a GenBank genome assembly. Lineage: Eukaryota; Viridiplantae; Streptophyta; Zygnematophyceae; Desmidiales; Closteriaceae.